CCCGUCGUCGCGCGACUUCUCAUCGCGCUAGGGCGAGAAGCGACGACGUAUCGCGAGCCGAUAUACCUGCUUCCACUUGUUUUCCUCGUGGAACAAUCAAGGCCAUCGCGAGAUAAUUAUCCAGAUAACGGUGAUGCUCGCCGGUAUCCCAGCCGCACGGAGGAUCUACAGGGUCGGGAUUGGAGAUAGACAAGAUGGACCAACAGUAUUGCCUACGAUGGAACAAUCAUCCAGCCAACCUCACAGACGUUCUCAGCUCUUUGCUUGCCAGAGAGGCACUCUGCGAUGUAACCCUGGCUUGUGUUGGAGAGACAUUCAAGGCACACCAAACGAUACUCUCUGCAUGCAGUCCAUAUUUUGAGAGCAUUUUCCUCCAGAAUACCCAUCCCCAUCCAAUUAUAUUCCUGAAGGAUGUCAAUGAAACGGAAAUGAAGGCGUUGCUGCACUUUAUGUAUAAGGGGGAAGUUAACGUUAGUCAGCAUCUGCUACCAAUGUUCCUUAAAACAGCUGAGGCGUUACAGAUUAGAGGCCUCACUGAUAAUAGUGUUAAUAACAAGGCAGAAGAGAAAAGUCCAUCACCAGAACCAGAAACGCAAACUGGUGUUAGGCAUACUGAAUCGCCUAACCUUCAGCCUCUUCCUGAAAAGAGGAAACGAAAGGCUUCUGGCAGCUAUGACGUUUCCCUUAGUGGUCCACCCAGUGAACGGUUCAUGUCAGAUUCUCAGGCGUCAUCUCAAUGUAGUUACAAAUCGAGUCCCCCCGUGAUUCCAAAGUUAAACAAUGCCAUGGGAGGUGAAAUGGAAGAUGGUGGUCGACCUAUGUCUCCUGCAUCACAGCCACAACCUUCGAUCAAGCAAGAGUUAGAUCAUCACUUACCAGACUUCCAUGACAACAUUUCCCUCCCAACUAAUGUGGAGUGGGAAGUUCAGAGAGAUGGGAAGAGUGACGAAACAAUGGAUAUACAGAACAUGACCCAAAAUCAACAAGAUCCUGCUGUGAUACAAGUUUCUUGCCAAAGCACUAUCAUGGCUGGAGGUUCUAUGUCUAUCAAUAUGUCAGGGACUGCAUCUGAAUCUUAUGACAAUUCUUAUGUAUCUUUGCAAAAUCAAUCUAAUUCACACAAUAAUAAUAAUGCAGAAUUCAAUUCCUUACUCGGUUCAAUUUCUGAAACUAAUGCUAAUGCUAAAAAAUUUCAAAACAACAAUGUACAUAGGUCAAUAAUUGUAAAUCCACAGCCAAGCAUGUCAGUAAUACAAUCAACUUUGUGCAAUAAUUCACAACGUACAAUUCCUCAAAGUAGAAAGACUGGUAAAUUCAAAAUUGGAUGGUUGGACAUGUAUUCAUGGCUUCAGUAUGAUGAAAGGUCGAAUCUUAUGUUCUGUAAAUACUGUAGAAAAUGGAGUGAUUCAAUUCCUGAAAUACGUACUUCAUUUGCUGCUGGGAAUGGUAAUUUUAGACUUGAGAUUAUCAAUCAUCAUGAUAAGUGCAAAGCUCAUAAUUUAUGUGUAACUAAAGAGAGUGAAGCAAAAGGAAAUUAUACUUAUAUCAUGGAAACCUGUUGAUUUACUUUUAUAAUUUAUAAUUCUUUUUAUAAUUGUAUCUUAAUAGCAGCAGAUUUUUUAAUUAAUUUAAAAUUAAUUAAAGGUCAGUUAAGAUUCAAUUUAAUUUCAAUCAUUAACAAAAUAUUCUUAUCAUGCAAAACAAGAAUGCUGAAUGCUAUAAAGACCUUUGUAAACAUUUUUUUUUACUUUCUGUUAUUCUGUAAGAUUUUAGUUGCAUGUAUGAUCAUAAUUAUAUAAAAUUUUACCAGUCAACAAACUUUUAACAAACUUUAGUAGUCAUAUCACAUUUUGAUAAAUUAUAAUAGUGAAAGAGCGUGUUUGUAUAGUAUUAUUGAAAGCUAUUUAAAAAUAGACAUUCUUUCUUCCUAUAUUUCCAAUUGGAUCAAAAAUCUUUAAAUCUAAUCGUAACAUUUCUAAAUAUUUUAUAUUAGUAUGAUUAGCAUUAUUAUCUUUUCUUAGAUAAUUAAUCAUUGUAAGUUUCAUCUUUUU
Messenger RNA from Heterotrigona itama, 2051 nucleotides. The record is from the annotation of a GenBank genome assembly. NCBI's taxonomy places the organism in Eukaryota, Metazoa, Arthropoda, Insecta, Hymenoptera, Apidae.